Messenger RNA from Talpa occidentalis (Iberian mole), 954 nucleotides. RefSeq names its product olfactory receptor 151-like. The transcript is spliced from 2 exons. The record is from RefSeq and is a predicted model, not a curated record. Gene Ontology annotation, molecular function: odorant binding; olfactory receptor activity; G protein-coupled receptor activity. Bases 1 to 954 code for a protein of 317 amino acids. NCBI's taxonomy places the organism in Eukaryota, Metazoa, Chordata, Mammalia, Eulipotyphla, Talpidae. Gene Ontology annotation, biological process: sensory perception of smell; G protein-coupled receptor signaling pathway. Gene Ontology annotation, cellular component: membrane.
AUGCAAAGUCUUGAAAGUAUUGAAGAAAUUACAUGGAGCAAUUAUUCCAUUGUGACUGAGUUUGUCCUAGAAGGAUUAACACACCAGCCAGAACUCCAGCUGCCCCUCUUCUUCCUGUUUCUGGGAAUCUACGUGGUCACUAUAGUGGGAAACCUGGGCAUGAUUCUCCUAAUCACUUUCAAUGCCAAGCUCCAAUCUCCCAUGUACUUCUUUCUGGGUAAUUUGUCAUUCAUCGAUCUCUUUUACUCAACAGUUGUUACCCCCAAACUCCUGGGAAACUUUGUAUUGGAGCAAAAUGUUAUUUCCUACCCUGGAUGUAUCACACAGCUUUUCUUCUUCUGUGUUUUUGCUAUUGGAGAGUGUUUUAUGCUGUCAGCAAUGGCAUAUGAUAGAUAUGUGGCUAUCUGUAAUCCUCUGUUGUACAGUGUUACCAUGUCCCAAAAGGUGUGCAAUGUGUUGGUGACUGGGGUCUAUACCAUGGCACUACUUGGAGCUUUUGCCCACACACUCUCUAUGGUCAGGAUAUCCUUCUGUGGGGACAAUGUUGUUCAUCAUUAUUUCUGUGAUAUAGUUCCUCUUCUCAAGCUCUCCUGUUCUAGCACCAAUCUAAAUGAGCUUAUGAUACUACUUGUAGGUGGAUUUGAUAUGCUGUCAACCACUGGGACCAUCAUUGUCUCUUAUGCUUUCAUUAUUGCCAACGUUCUUCGAAUUCCCUCAGCUGAAGGUAGGUCCAAAGCCUUUGGUACCUGUGGCUCUCAUUUUACAGCUGUUGGGAUCUUUUAUGGCUCCAUCGUGUUUAUGUAUUUUAAGCCCUCCUCCAGCAGCAGCAUGACGCAGGAGAAGGUGGCCUCUGUGUUCUAUACCACGGUGGUCCCCAUGGUGAAUCCCUUGAUCUAUAGCUUGAGAAAUAAGGAUGUAAAGAAUGUGCUGAGAAAAGUCCUGGGGAUGAGGUAA